Topomyia yanbarensis is the source of this 3320-nucleotide messenger RNA. Its product is annotated as protein argonaute-3. The coding region runs from base 253 to 3102 and encodes 949 amino acids. Lineage: Eukaryota; Metazoa; Arthropoda; Insecta; Diptera; Culicidae. Gene Ontology annotation, biological process: regulatory ncRNA-mediated gene silencing. Gene Ontology annotation, cellular component: P granule. Gene Ontology annotation, molecular function: protein binding; piRNA binding. The transcript is spliced from 7 exons. The record is from RefSeq and is a predicted model, not a curated record.
CAAAUCGUUCCCAUGUGAAUACGCGAGUUUCUUCUAUUGUUUUAGAUUUCAUUGUGUCUUAUUUCUAUUUAUUAAUAUAUCGCUUUCAGUUCUGAUUUCGUUUAAAAGUGCUUGUGUUGAUUCAAAUUCUGAAAAUCGCUUUUCUAAUCUUUAUUUGUCGCUUUGAGAGUUAGUGUAGCGUCAAUCUCGCUGCAUGCGGGAAACACGUGCUAUUAACCUUUGCUUUGCUUUCACAAGUUGACCGACGGCAAAAUGUCUUCACGGUUAAAUUUAGUCCGCACCUUUCUGAGUCAAUCGAGUUCUUCCGGUGAUGGCGAUCGUUCGUUGCCACUUUCGGGUGGAACUCCCAGCGAAGGGGUGGACAGUGGCUUUCAAACUCGCACUCCUGAAAGCACCCCCACAGCCCAGCGGAAAAUUAUCGGUCGUGGUCAAUUGACAUCGGGAGUUGGGACCACCAUUGCUACCGGCACGGGCAUAUCCGGGCCGGAUUCAUCCGAGUCCGAUCAUCAAUCGAGCAUUGUUUCCGGUGCUCCUUCUACCUUCGGUCGUGGACGCGCUCAAUUCAUCCAGGCACUUAUUCGACAACCAUUGGAAUCAGCCCGAUCAAUUGCAUCUGAGGAUACCAGUUCAGUGACCUCGGCUAAAAUCUCGACAAUCGGUGGUGGACGGGGACGGUUUAUUCAACAGUUGCUGAAUACGGCUCCGGAUGUACCGGGAGUUGUGACACCAACUUCCAACGGAAGUAAGAAAGAAUCGGAGCUUUCGGAAAAAAUGUCCCAGGUCACUAUCAGUGCUGUUGAGACCAUCGAAGUGGAGAAGGCUCCUCUCGUAAAGACUGGAUCAAAAGGAACACCUGUUCAACUGAUGACCAACUACAUCCGGAUUGCAUGUGAUCCAGAUCGUGGAAUCAACGAGUACGAAGUUCGUUUUUCUCCAGAAGUCGACUCGAAAGCUUCACGUGCUCGUUACAUUGCUCAACAUGCCAACGUGAUUGGAAACGCCAAAACCUUCGACGGGGUCAAGUUAUACCUUCCGAAGAAACUGCCAAACGCAGAGACCAUCCUCUACGCAAAUAAUCCUGUCGAUGGUCACCAGGUGACGAUAAAGAUUAUAUUCAAGCGUAAGCAAAGAAUGAGUGAGAACGUUCAGUUCUAUAAUAUUCUGUUCCAACGAAUAAUGAAAGUACUAAAGAUGGUUGAAAUGGCUCGCAAGAAUUUUGAUCCGUCGGCACCGAAGUUGAUUCCUCAGCAUCGUUUGGAAAUAUGGCCGGGUUACGUUAGUGCUGUAGACGAAUACGAAGGAGGGUUGAUGUUGAAUCUGGACGUCUCCCACCGUGUUCUACUGCAAACAACAGUGCUGGACCAUAUCAAGACUCUUGCUAGAUCUAAUCCACAAGAUUAUAAGAACAUGUCGACCAAAUCGUUGCUUGGGGCCGUAAUCUUGACUCGCUACAAUAACAAAACGUACCGCAUCGACGACAUUCUUUUCGAUCAGAAUCCUACGAUGACUUUCCAAGCCAGCGGCAAAGACAUCUCGUACAUCCAGUACUACAAGCAGCAGUACAAUAUCGACAUACAAGACUUGAAGCAGCCAUUGUUGAUACAUCGUAAGGAGCGUCGCGUAGCUGGUCAGGACAAGCCUCAAGAGAUGAUGAUGUGCCUUAUUCCGGAAAUCUGUUAUCUGACCGGCUUGACAGACGAAAUGCGAAGCGACUUCAAAGUAAUGCGAGAUAUUGCCGCUUUUACACGAGUUUCGCCGAAUCAGCGUCUGAACAGUAUGAAACAGUUUUGCCGAAACGUCAACGAAAACCGAGAGGCUCGUGAGAUUCUGGAGGUUUGGGGAUUAAAACUUGACAUGGAUCCUCUUAUAAUGCAGGGACGAGCCUUCGAUGAAGAAACAGUGUUCUUCGGAAAUGCGCAGGUUGGCGUUGGGAGAAACGGUGAUUUCAACCGUGCUGUCACCAGCAAUCAUAUGCUGCAAGUGGUGAACAUUCGUAACUGGCUGUUGAUUCAUACGGGAAAAGAUAUGAAAGUGGCUAGGUCCUUUAUGGACUGCGUCGAUCGAAGCUGCCGUCCCAUGGGUAUUCAGAUUGCUCCACCGCAAAUUGAAGUACUUAACACUGACCGAACGGAGCAGUACGUCCAGGUUCUGCGUACUAAAAUCCGACAGGAAACACAGAUUGUCGUCAUAAUUUGUCCAACUUCUCGAGACGACCGAUAUGCCGCAAUCAAGCGAAUUUGCUGCUCAGAAAUUCCAGUGCCAUCACAGGUCAUUAAUGCUCGAACGCUCAGCAAUGAGGCCAAGAAUAGAGCGAUUGUGCAGAAGAUCAUCCUUCAAAUGAACUGCAAACUGGGUGGGACAUUGUGGAGCAUUAGAAUCCCAUUUCAAAACGUAAUGAUUGCUGGCAUCGAUACAUAUCACGAUCCGAAGCAAAAGAGCAGCUCGGUUUCCGCGUUCGUGGCGUCACUAAACGGUGAUUACACCCGAUGGUACUCGCGUGCUUGCAUUCAGAACAAAAAGGAAGAGUUCAUGAAUGGGUUGUGCGCUUCGCUGGAAAAAUCUCUGAAGGCGUACCAGAAGUUGAACUGCGUACUGCCGCAGAAGAUCAUAAUUUUCAGAGAUGGCGUCGGCGAUGGCCAGCUGAAAAUGUGUGCAGAAUAUGAGAUACCUCAGCUGCAAGAGGCCUGCAAACUGCUAUCGCCAGAAUAUUGCCCGGAGUUUGCGUUCAUCGUUGUGCAGAAGCGCAUCAACACCAGAAUGUUCCGAAUUGAUGGCUCAAACCUGGACAACCCUAAUCCGGGCACCGUUCUUGAUCACACCGUCACCAGGCGGCACCACUUUGAUUACUUCCUGGUGCCACAAUCGGUCCGACAGGGUAGUGUCUCCCCGACGCAUUACAUCGUAGUGCACAAUCAACCGGAUUACAGCCCGGACAUUCUGCAACGACUGAGCUACAAACUGUGCUAUCUUUACUAUAACUGGCCGGGAAGUGUGCGAGUUCCGGCUUGUUGUCAGUACGCACACAAGAUGGCCUACCUGAUUGGGCAGUCAGUGAAGCGCAAUCCCGACGAGGUGCUAAAUGAUAAACUAUUUUAUCUGUAGGAAACGCAUCACGGACUUUUUUUUCUUUUUGCCAUUCCUUGUUAUCGAAGUAAUGUUUCUACAAACAUUUUAUGUGAUUCUCCCCGUGUCACGUUUUAAAAACUAAGUUGUGAUCUUAACUCCCAUGACCACGACCAGGAGAAUAUCGUAAAUCGUUAAGUGUCUUAGUAGUUUAGUGAGAAACUGAAUAUUUCAUAUGAAAGAAACGAUACCAAAUA